CUACCAUAUAUUUCACAUACCAUAUCUGCGCAAAUGAGAUGUGUUAUUGUCUAGCAUUUCAACACGGGUAUCCAAAGGGGACAGUGACAGGCUUUAAAACAUCAUGAAAAAAAUAACCUACCGAACAAGCGAUGUGCAGUAUCAAAAAGAGGAACCACGUGCGCUUUCCUAAAGUUUUGCUAGUUAUUAUGUUUUGGUUAAUAAAAGAGUGUAUUUGUGCAAAAAGUUGUGCCCAGUCGUUGAUGACAAAGCAAUAUGUGUCGUCCUGUCCUCAGACUAAGACCGCAUGGGAUGAAGCAGCUGCAAGGAAAAACUGUUCUGCCGUGAAGCAAAGCUGUACAUCGCCAGAUAACUUUGUUUAUCACUGUCUAGCAAACUCGUACCAGAACAAACUAAUUGAAGUUUGCGGUGUUAGAACACCCAUCACUUUUCCUGUGUGUGCUGAGUACAAUGAAGGAGGUAAUCUGGUCCAGGAGAAUCACUUCACGGACUGUAGUGGCUACGAUCCUCCGUGUCCCAAUCGCUAUCCAUCCACGGACGCUUACAAGUAUCCUGAUUGCUACAUAAUAACUCAAGAGGUCACCACAGAAACAACAAAAUCGAAAACAACAACAACAACAACAGCAACAACAAACAUAAAUCAAUCAACAAAAGUUGUCAUGACUACCAAAAAGUUAUCAGAACAAGACCAUACUAUGAGUUUGCAUACAGACAGUCCAAUGCCUCCUUUUGACAUGUACUUGCCAUACUCACAACUGUUUUUGUCGGGCAUUGUUGCUGCAGGAAUAGUUAUCCCAUUUAUGUCGAUCGUCAUUGUAGUGUUAAUUUGUUCACGACGAAACAUGAAACCAGGUGAUGACACCUCAGAGACACAACAAGGUAAACAGGAAACAGACAUGAAGAAGAGGGGAAAAAAUGGCACUUCAGUUUUGGAUCACACGCCAUUAGAUUUUCAUUUUUAUUUAUUAAUUUGUUACUGUUAUUUAUUUAUGAAUUUAUUAAUUUAUUUAUUAUCAUAAAGCGUUGACACGACGACGUAAAAAAAAAAAUCACACGGUGCUAUACUGUAGUUCAUGUAUUAUACACUGUAGGAUGUCUGUUAAAGAGACAGUACGGCGCAUCUUAUUAAAAACCGACUUGAAAAAAUUUUCUGAUCGGGUUCGGUAUUUUUGUACUACUCAUGGAUGUAUAAACUUUCAGAAAAUUACAAAGUUCUCCAUGCAAUAAAUCUAAUUAUUUCAUUAAAAUUAAUAAUUACGUAUAACCUAUCACAUAAAUACAUCGCAACGUGUUCGGGGUUCAGCCUUCUAUACUAUUACGCAUGCGUAUUUACUGUAAACAAAACACAUGCAGGGCUCGCGAAGAAUCUCCUGGACAGGUUUGUUGAUAAAAAUAUGUCUUUUCUACUUCUCCUAGGUAAUAACUGUUCAAAGUUUUUAAAAUAUCCACAAUUAUUAUUUUGUAAGCAUGUAUUUUUCGUGUUUAUCAUAGGAGUUGCUAAAACCUAAGUUUAUUUUUAUAAAUGAGGCCCCUUAAGGGGUUUUUUAACAUAUUUAUGUCUAUUCAUUUUAAAAUGAAACUAAAUUGGUAAACCAUUUAUAGAUUAUCGAGUAAGUAAGGAUGUGUUUCAUUUAGAGAAUCGCUUUAACCUCGUUUUCCAUGAUGACCGUAGUGGGACGAAGAUCUUGUAGUUUUCAGCACGUGUCAAUUACUGUCAAUCAAAGUCCACGUGGUACAAAUAAACGAUAUAAGAUUAUUCAGGUUUGUACGACCCUUGAAUUUCCGGAAGCUCAUAAUUAC
Messenger RNA from Magallana angulata, 1800 nucleotides. RefSeq lists its product as uncharacterized. NCBI's taxonomy places the organism in Eukaryota, Metazoa, Mollusca, Bivalvia, Ostreida, Ostreidae. Bases 132 to 1019 code for a protein of 295 amino acids. The record is from RefSeq and is a predicted model, not a curated record. The transcript has 7 exons.